Cololabis saira (Pacific saury) is the source of this 2576-nucleotide messenger RNA. RefSeq names its product centrosomal protein 83 (gene cep83). The transcript has 16 exons. The record is from RefSeq and is a predicted model, not a curated record. Bases 140 to 2278 code for a protein of 712 amino acids. Gene Ontology annotation, cellular component: centrosome. Lineage: Eukaryota; Metazoa; Chordata; Actinopteri; Beloniformes; Belonidae.
UGACGUCAGGACCUGCAGCAAUGGUUGUCGGGAAAUAUUUCCCAUGAUGCAUCGGUUUGUAGUUCACAGGCCGGCUAGCUAGCGUUAGCUGGCGAACAGAGCAGGAAGGACUAAAGACCCGGGAUUAAAAACAGGUGAGAUGUCGUCCUCCGCUCUCGGCCACUCGGUCCCGCUCAUCCCAAACCUGGAGCCCGGGAUGGGGAAGUCUGCCGCGAUGCUGGGCUUGACUGCUGGGUUGGGCGGAGCAGAGCUGGAGCUGCAGAAGAUGCUUAUUGAUGAGAGGAUCAAGUGUGAAAACCACAGGACCAACUACCAGGCGUUGAAGGCUGAACACACCAGCCUGCAUGAUGAGUUCCUGUGCGCACAAACCGAACUGAAGCGUCUGCUGAGCGACAGACAGGCUCAGCAGGAGAAGCUGCAGCUGCUGCUGGCCGAGCUGCGAGGACAGUUACUGGACAAAACCAGGGAGCUGGAGGAGAUCAGGCUGCAGGUGAUGACGCCUCAGCGGUUGGAGCUGCUCAGAGCUCAGGUGCAGCAGGAGAUGGAGGCUCCCGUGAGAGAGAGGUUCAACAAGCUGGAAGAGGAGGCAGAGAGGUACCGGUCUGAGUACAACAAGCUGCGCUACGACUUCACCUUCAUCAGGUCCCAGUUCGAGCACCAGAGAGAUGAGCAUGCUCGUGUGCUGGAGGAGAGGAACAUGCGCUAUGAGGCAGAGGUGUCUCGCCUGGAGAAGGACAGAGAGGAGAUGGUGGCUCAGUAUCAGGGAUCAGACGCCCUGCGCGAUGGGAAGCGGGUGGAGUCUCUGCUGAGGGAGAAGGCCCAGCUGCACCUGCGGCUGAAGGGCCUGGAGGCCGAGGUGGCCGAGCUCCGCGCCCAGAAAGAGAACUCGGGCCAGCAGGCCGAGAACGUGCAGCGCAUCCAGGUCAGACAGCUGACGGAGUCUCAGGCGGCGGUGAAGUCCCUGGAGGCGGAGCGCCAGUCGCUGCGUAUGCAGCUGGAGCGGAUGGAGAGCGAGCUCCAUCUGAGCAACGAGCAGAACAGUCACCUCACCGGGCGACUGCACAAAGCUGAGAGGGAGAUCAACGCCCUCACCUGUCAGAUGGAGAGCCUGAAGCAUUCACAUAAGCUGGAGGUUGCUGGUGUCAAACUGGAGUGUACUCGCUCUAAAGGGGAGGUGGAGAGAGAGCGGGACACGCUGCAGGGACAGAUUGACGGUCUGCAGACUGAUGUGGAGGUACUAAAAGCAGCUGUGGAACGACAGAAGGAGGUUCUGGUGGAAAAAGAGAGGGAGACGGUCAGGAAGCUGCAGGCUGCUCAGGAGGAGGAGUACCGCAAGACGGCGGCCCUGCAGGAGGAGAAGUUGGAGUUGGAGAACCGCCUGGCAGUGCUGGAGCAGCAGCGGGCGCUGCAGGACGCUUCAGAUCAGGCUCUGAAGGACGAGUGGGAGGAGCGCGUCCACAGCGCUCAGCAGGGCGAGGAGGCGGCACGCCGAGAACUGCAGAGCCUCAGAAAUAAACUACAGCAGCAGAGCACACAGCUGGAGCAGCUGGACAGACAGAAGUCAGAGAUGGCUGAGCUACAGCGGCAGAACCAGGAGCUGGGCAUCCAGCUGGGGACGCUGUCGCACUCUGAAAGUGACCUGAUGGAGACAAACCAGCGGCUGAGAGAGAUGCUGGACAGAGUCAGGGAGGACCUGAGGGCGACCCGGGCCCAGGCAGAGAGGAGCCAGCAGGAGGCAGAGAGGCUGGUGGAGGACCGGCGGGUGGAGUGGCUGGAGGACAAACACAAGCUGCAGGAGCGAGAGGCUGAGCUGCAGCAGAAAUACUCUCAGGUCAAAGACAAGCUGCAGAGAGCAGCGGCUGCUCAGAAGAAGAGAAAGAAUCAGACGGAGAACAAAGAGAAGAAGCUGCAGGACAAGAUCCAGCUGCUGGAGGCCAAGACCGAGGAGCUGGAGCUGGAGGCUGCAGCUGCCAAAAAGCGUCCGGCGUUCUCCGAGGAGCAAGCUCAGGUCCGCAGGCGGUUGAAGGAGAUGCAGCGACGCCACAGCGAGUUUCGACGGCUCCUGCUUGGCGUCCACGGCCCUGGCCUCCUGACCCCCUCGCCCAACCCCUUCCCCCUCUUCGGGUCGGAGGGGCCGCUGUCUACCGAGCCGGAGGGCGAGUUCUCGCUGCUGCGCCGGAGGCUGGAGAACCUGGAGAGCGCUCAGCAGCAGCAGCUGGAGGAGCUGGGAUCUCUGGUGCAGAAGGACAGAGAUGACUCUCCCCUGGCCGAUCUCUGACCCGCGCUGCUCCCCCCGGAGAAGAUCAGCACAAUCACCAGACACGCUUCCACAAUCAAUUGCACCAGAAGUGUUUUUAUGGAAAUAGAAACAUUAUUUAAAAAAAAACAGUUUUUUCCCCGUCCAGUUUACAUGUGCAAAAGAUUUACAAAAUAUGAAAUUUGACAUUCUCAGGGUUUAAUUUUGUAUUGAUUGUUUACAUUUGCUCUUGAGCCAUUGUAGAAAAAUGAUUAGGUGUUAAAGGACAUGCAGGGCGGUAAAUUACAGGUUCAUUGUACAGACUGUAAAUAUAUUACCA